Molecule: messenger RNA, 612 nt
Organism: Malus domestica (apple)
Lineage: Eukaryota; Viridiplantae; Streptophyta; Magnoliopsida; Rosales; Rosaceae
Product: large ribosomal subunit protein P2B-like
Biological process (GO): cytoplasmic translational elongation
Cellular component (GO): cytosolic large ribosomal subunit
Molecular function (GO): structural constituent of ribosome
Source: RefSeq, a predicted model, not a curated record
CACCGUCGAGCCCAUCCAGUUCGAACGCGGCUCUUCCGUCCACUUCAACGGCGCUCAUCCGGCCACACACACAGACGCAGGAAGAUGCAAAUCCGACACGAAUCAAGUCCCAAAAUCCAGGUAAGGGUUUCUGAUUUUCACUGGGUAAGAGUCCCAAAAUAGGCAAUUCUUGAAUCGGUUGAAGAAAGCAAGGAAAGCUAUGGAAGGUCUGGUUGAGAUGGGUCUGGUUGCAUCUGGAAGGGAAAAGUUGGCAUCUGUUCCAUCUGGUGGUGGUGCAGUUGCUUAUUAUGCACCCGCAGCCGGCGGUGGUGGUGGGGCUGCUACUCCUGUCGCUGCUGAGCAGAAGAAGAAGGAGAAGGUGGAAGAAAAGGAAGAAUCAUAUGACGAUAUGGGUUUCAGCCUUUUCGACUAAGGGAUUUUUGUUCGGAGCUUUGCCUGUAUCAAGACUUCAUCUUUAUAAUUUUGGGACCAAAGCUGUGUUUUUAAGAAUAUGUUUGUAGUUGGAUAUGGUUCUGGAUCUCUAAAAUUUUGUUUAGAUAUGCAAGUGAUUGAAGACGUUUACUUUGGAUCUUAAUUCCAUCUAUUUGAGUCGAAAAAGAAAAAGAAAAAAAA